AUGUCCAGUCAAUGCGCAAAUAGACGCGCGGGAGGGCCGAUCGUCCCUGAUCGUGCAUCCUCUCGCCCAGCGUCGUCGCGUCGUCGUCAUCCCUCGCGAGCUGAGCCUGCUCCCGUGUGCGUGGCCGUCCCUCUGCGCGCCUGCCCUGCACGCCUGCCUUCCGAGCCUGCCUGCCUCCUCUCUGACAUCUGCGACAUGCGAUCGCUCCCUCGCAUCCAAGGCGACGUCCGCUGCACGCAAUGGCGCACGCGCGUGCAUCCUACCAGCGUCGACAAUCCGACGACGGGAACCCGGCCUCAGCGUGCCUCGGCGCGCAUCAGCGCACACAGACUUGGGCCCAUCACGAGCGCGAGCAUCAGACGCAAGACGUGGGAUCUUGCAGGGAACGCGCAGACUUUGAGCAGCAUGAUCGACCCGCUCAACACACGCACCGCGAGCGCGCCUCCGGAGAAGACACCAGAUGUCGAGGCUGCAGACAACGGCAAACGCCUCGUGCAGCGUCAGGCAUCGCUCAAUGGAUCCCGGCCCUGCGACCCUCUUGACAAUGCACGCGCUCUAACAAUCACAUCCCUCACGUACGUCGUCCGGCCCUCUGUCAUUGACUUCCCGGUCACUAUCUACUCACAAAUAUACGCCCACGUCCCGCACGCUCACAGCUCGACGACCACACAUCUAGACGUUUGCCCGCAACCGAGGCUGUGCCCAACCGCCGCCGCCGAUAUUCCAAACAGCUCGCUACGCCCUCCGCACGCCGCACGCCAGCCUGGAACCGAGACGACGGCCCUCGCCUGCAUCAAACCGCUGCCGGUGCUUCAGGGCAACAACGAUGGUGCAAAUUGUCGGUUCCACAACGCCAGCGCCGUCAGACUUCCCCGGACGCGCAACAUCAAUACGACACCCCCCGCGUCCCCGCCCGCGUACCUGGGCGCGGUCAUUCUGCCUGACGCGGACGGACGCCCUCGCCGACGUGCGCACCCGCCACGUCUACCCGCCGCAAGCCCCCACAUCGCCCGUCACCCUCAACGCUCCGGUAGCGACGCCCGCGUCGCACGCAGCGUCCCCGCGCGAUCGAUGCUGCGCCCGCGCGUGCGCAUCCUCGCAUUUGCGCCAUUCGCAGAUGCACCGCAGCCCGGAGCGGAGGGGCGGCACACGGCCGCCGUCGCAGACACCAUUGAGUCGAGUCGGAGGCUGGGUGCACAGCAGAACACGUCGAGCCGCGCGCUGCAGCACGUCUAUUCGAGUGAGUCUACCGUCGCGAAGCCAUCAGCGUCCGUCUGCGUGUCCUGGGUCUGUGCCCGCGCUCUGCCUGUGCCGACGCCCGCGCUCUGCACGACGCCUCCCCCGCCAUCUUCUGGCCUAAUGCGCACGCCGGGCCCACGACCACAUGAGCCUCGAGCGACCGUGGGUGGCGUCGCGGAUGGAGCGCGCGUGCGCGCGCAGUCUCCCGCACUCGGUCAAGACGCGCUGCCCAUGCCGUCGCGCGCGCCCGCAGCUGCUGCUGCAUUACUACAAAUGCGCUUAGAAGUGUAA
This is a messenger RNA of Postia placenta MAD-698-R-SB12, 1530 nucleotides long. RefSeq lists its product as hypothetical. The record is from RefSeq and is a predicted model, not a curated record. NCBI's taxonomy places the organism in Eukaryota, Fungi, Basidiomycota, Agaricomycetes, Polyporales, Adustoporiaceae. The transcript is spliced from 6 exons. The coding region runs from base 1 to 1530 and encodes 509 amino acids.